Messenger RNA from Aspergillus niger, 144 nucleotides. RefSeq lists its product as hypothetical. Lineage: Eukaryota; Fungi; Ascomycota; Eurotiomycetes; Eurotiales; Aspergillaceae. The record is from RefSeq and is a predicted model, not a curated record. The coding region runs from base 1 to 144 and encodes 47 amino acids. The transcript has 2 exons.
AUGACGAACUGCCUGGAUGAAGCUGCUCAACGAGGUCCAGAACCCAAGACACGCACUCUUGCCGAUGAAAAUGCAGCACAUGUGACUGUGAAUGAUCACGGAUACCAGGUAUGUUAUCCCUUUAGUCACAAUGAAUACUUGUAG